Messenger RNA from Durusdinium trenchii, 840 nucleotides. The record is from the annotation of a GenBank genome assembly. NCBI's taxonomy places the organism in Eukaryota, Dinophyceae, Suessiales, Symbiodiniaceae.
AUGUCUUCUUUGUUGAAUCUUGAUUUGCAAGACGCUGAAAAAGCCAAGGAGAAGUCGGCUUGGGUUGCUCAAGAUUUCGAUGCGGAGCUUCAAAAGCUGAAGAUGCUGGACUCGACUCACGGCCCAGCGAAGGAGCGUGAGAAAGGCUUUCUGUGCGGAGAGCUGCUUUUCGAUGUGCAAGCGAGUGCGUCAGCGUGUGCAUCUACAAAUGCGUCCAGGGAACCCUUUGCGGCGCCCAGUGAAACGUUGCCUUCUUUGGUGAUGAGCAGUCUGCGGUUGCAGAGCAACAUCAAUUUACGUGGGAAGCUUCUGGAAAACAUCAUUCUCUUUGGAGGCACUGCUCAACUGCCUGGUCUUCAGCCGAGAUUUGAAAAGGAGCUUCGAUCUCAGAGCCAGUGGGUUGCACCGGGUCAAAGCUUGGAUAUGGUGAAGGUCUGUGAAGUUAACACCACGUCUCCCCAUGGCGAGCCGUGUUCGCAGAUGUCGCUGCCUUGCUUCGGGGCUUCGUUGGUCGCUGCUUGCCUCACCAGCAAGAUCGCCGGCUUGGCGGUGUCUCGCAGCUUUGGGGACAAAGACUUCAAAGGUCCUGACAUUGUCAGUGCAGAGCCUGAGAUCACCGUCCACGAGGCAUCAGCGGCAAACGAGCACGCCUUGGUAAAGCGUGCGCGUGAAAAAGGCAGCCAAGAUGACUGCACAGCCAUGGGGACUUGCCAGGGAGAAGCCGUGGAGCCGGAAGGUGAGGCAGAGCCUCAAGCCCACGUCCCAGAGGAGGGUGCAAAUGGCGAGAUGGAGGCCACUUGGAAGGGUGAAGGGAUGCAUGCGUGCUACAAACGAUUGUGA